Messenger RNA from Bursaphelenchus xylophilus (pine wood nematode), 4471 nucleotides. The record is from the annotation of a GenBank genome assembly. NCBI's taxonomy places the organism in Eukaryota, Metazoa, Nematoda, Chromadorea, Rhabditida, Aphelenchoididae.
AUGGACGAAAUCGACGAAUUGGACACAAUCCGACAGCCCUUUGGCCUGGUCAUCGUUUACACCACCUUCUACGCGUUCGUCUUCCUGCUCGGCCUCAUUGGCAAUGUGUUCGUGUUGCUGGCGAUCAUUUGGCAUCCGACGUUGCGCUCCACCACUGAUUACAUGAUCUCGUCGCUGGCGAUGGCGGACCUGUUGAUUAUCGUUUUUUGCCUGCCCACAACGCUGUUGAACAACUUGCUGACGGGUAAGCUUGAUUUUCCAGCUCUUAUGAGGAUAAUUUUGCAAUUUUUGGGCUUUUUGUGAAAGUGACAUUUUAUACGACGAAACAUGUUUGAGAACUUUUCAAAACUUUAGAAAAUGACCCGCCGUAUUUUAAAAUAAGCACCUAUUUCUUUCAAUUUUAUACAACUUGACCUUUACUGAGUAUGCGCGAUUUUAUACGAUGAAACCUGUCUACGCAGGUUUCAUCGUAUAAAAUGUCUGCAAAAUAUAAACAGCUCGUAUUUUACCCAGAGCUUGCAUUUUCUAACAAUUUUUUGUGUUUCUGCAAAGAAGCGACAUCUUAUACGAUCAAACAUGUUUCAUCGUAUAAAGCGUCUCCGCCUAAAAGGGUUUGCAGAAUAAAGUUUUUUCCUAAUUUUAAUUUUUAACUCAGCCGCAAAACUUCUUUUCUGAGUUCAAAAAAGUCCAAAAGAUCCACUAAUUUCGUUUCCCUUUCCUGUUGUUUGGCCUUUCCGGGUUUCAACUCGCGUUUGAGUCAAAUUUAUGACCACAAAAACGCAAUUUACAACCUUUAGAAAAGAGAAAAAACUUCGUAUUUUUAGACAUUAGGAGAUGAAACAAGGCUGUGACUUUUACAGAGAAGUUAAAAAAAUUUGCAUUGUUUUUGACCUCAUUUGAAAAGAAGAGAGAUGUUAAACCAGGAAUCGUUACUUAAUUUGGCGACAAAUUUUGUUUACCCACUAAACUCGUUAACAUAAUUUAAGAAAAUUUUUUGUUCCGCGCACAAAACGGCACGAAUUGCGUUCACGCAUAAUGUCUCUUAAAACUGCUCAAAAUAGAAAGAAAUUUUGAGUUUUAGGCGAAAAAACAUUACAGCAGACAUUUUUUGGGUUUGGCGACAUUUUAUACGAUCAAACUUUUUGGAACGUAUUUCAUCGUAUAAAAUGUCGCCUAGCUGAAAAAGGUGCUGAAAAACAAAUUUUGAGUUUUGUACGGAAAAACAUUACAGCAUUUUUCAAUUUGGCGAUAUUUUAUACGAUCAAACAUUUUUGAACAUAUUUCAUCGUAUAAACUGUCGCCUGGCUGGAUAAGGAUGAUGAAACUGUAUCCAAAUGCUUCUCUAAGGUAAAAUACCUCUUGCUUUUUCUCGAAAGAUUUUUGGUCGUAUAAAAUGUCGCUUCUCGUUUUGAAGUUCCAAAUGGUCCAAAAAACAAACUUUAGCAAAGCGAUGAUGUCAUUGUUUAUCCAAAUUAUUGUCCGCGCGCUUCUGGCCUCAAUUAUAAAAGGGGAAAGGCGGAGAAAAAGAAACAUAAGGAAAUAAAUGUGGAAAAGAUCAUAAUCGGGUUGAAAGUGAAUUUCUGACAAUACCGAGGGACAGUUUAAGAGGAUAGACAUCAAUGAUCAUUGAAGAAUUGGAAUGGGGAUCUAUCUUCAAAGGCUUUAUUCGAGAAAAGGUUUAUAAAAAAUCGGAUUUUUGUGGAAAAAUAAGCGAAAAAAAUUUGAAAAGCGCUUUGAAAAUGUUUAUGAUGACAUGAAAUGUAAUCGCUUAUCAAAUUCGGUGCGUAUUUGUCUCGAAAAGAUCCGCUUUGAGCAUUGUUUACCAUUUUAUACGAUGAAAGCUGUUGGAUAAUGUUUGAUCGUAUAAGAUGUCACUAGAUACAUACGUUUUACUUUUUUCAUAAAGACCCGUCCUUUACGGCUUGUUUAUCUUAAAGCGAUCCUUCUUAGAGGUUUUCUUACCUUUUUAUACGACAAAAGCUGUCUAGACAUGUUUCGGCGCAUAAGAUGUCAAUUUUUCAAAAAAAAAUAUGGUCAUGUUCUCAACUGUACCAUGAGCCUUGCUGAACUCAAAAAAAUUCUUUUCAGAAUGGCAACUUGGUGCAAUAGGUUGCAAAAUGUCGACAUUCAUCAACUCGACCACUUCUUGUGCCAGUAUCUUCACGCUAGUCGCGGUGACCGCGGACCGCUACCUCGCCAUCUGCCACACCCUCAAAUACGCCAUGUGGGAAGCGUCCUACACGCUCUACGUCAUACUCGCCAUUUGGGUGACAUCGGCGGUGUUGGCGUCGCCGAAUCUGAUCUUCUACGACGAGGUCCUGUACGACCUGCUACCGCCGAACGGAACGCUGGUGGCGCGGUUGUGUGUGUCGACGCAGGAUGACUUUUUGCAUUUCAUUAUUGUGAAUUUGAUCAUCGCGUUUAUUGUGCCGACCUGUUUGAUCAGCGUGUCGUAUGCGUUGAUCUUUAAGACGGUCUCAAAUCACAGGAGUCUGGCGGUGGAUGCGAGGGUAAGCGAGAGCAAUGGAACAUUUUAUACAAUUUUCCCGCUCGCUAUACGAUUUUUUUGCAGUUUUUGGCCUUUUUGUCGAAAGUGACAUUUUAUACGAUGAAACGCGUUUGAGAAUUUUUCAUCGUAUAAAAAUCUAGAAAUCACUCCACGUAUUUUACAAUAAGUAAAUAUUUCUUUCAGUCUUAUAAAAAUUGACUUUUUCUGAGUAUUCACCAUUUUAUACGAUGAAACAUGUCUAAGCAGGUUUUUUCGCAUAAAAUGUCUACUAAACAUAAACAGCUCGUAUUUUAUCCAGGGCUUGAGUUUUUUACAAUUUUGCGCCAUUUUUCAAACAAGCGACGUCUUAUACGAUCAAACAUGUUUCAUCGUAUAAAACGACUCCGCCUGAAAAGUUUUGCGGAAUAAAGUUAUGUUUUAAGAUUUGUAGACCUCGUACUGUUUUACAGUCGCUUCAACCCAUUCACAAUCCAAUUUCAGAUCCGAGACGAACGUGUAAAAUUACGAGUAGCCACAAUGAUGUUGACCGUCAUCAUUGUCUUCAUGUUAUGUUGGACGCCCUUGUAUGGUAAGUGUAUUUUCUGAAACCCAACAGCCUUCUGUUGACUUUCAAAGAAGCGAUAAACAACGCCGGAUCGGUACACUCCAACACAAAAUCCAACUAACCCUGUUUCGGGCCGGAUUAUCCGGCCAUCCGCACAUUGCGGAAUUAGAAUUUGUCAACAAUUUUUCGUUUAAACUCUAAUCCCCAGUUCUUUGUCCGGAAUAUACAGUUUUAGAGGGGCUUAUUACGUCAAAAGUUAAUAUGUUUUCUAUUUCAGGCCGGGAUUACUGGGCUAAAAAUUAUUGCCCGCGCCAAAUAUGAUAUGUGUAUUUACGAGUAGGGGCCAAUAAAAAUAAAAAUAGAGAUAAAGGAGACAGAGAAUUGUAAAUGACAGAAAUUUUGGACUUUUCGACAUGUUAUACGAUGGAACGUGUCUGGAGACGUUUCAUCGUAUAAAAUGGCAGCCUUUGGAUUGUUUAGACCACAAAGGCCGUAGUUCACAUUCGAGAUCCUGAAAUUACAGUUCCUUCUGCGACCUUACAAAAAUUAUGAAAGUUUAUUUGAGAGAGCGACGUUUUAUACGAUGAAACAUUUGAUACAUGUUUCAUCGUAUAAAAAGGACUGCAGACGGCGAUUUUUUGUAUUUUAACAAAAGGGAUUAAAUUUUGCUCCUAUAAAAAAUAAAAUUUUGUUGUCUACGACAACGAGACAUCUUAUACGAUGAAAUAUUUCCGAAAUUUUUUGUCGGGUAUCUAAAAAACAUAACCGCAAAAAACGUAUUUUACCAAUAAACCAUAAAACAAAUAUUCCACCUAAGUGUAUCAAAUUCAUUUCUAUCUAAUUCUUUUCCAUUUUCAGCACUCUACUGCUACUUCUUCAUGGCCUCCGACAAGAAUUCCUCCUUUUUCCAAUUCGCCUCAUCCAUUCUUCGGCCCAUCUUCCAAUGGCUCUCGCUCCUCUCCUCCUCCAUCAACCCGCUCGUCUACAUUGGCUACUCGCAAAAGUAUCGACGCGCCUUCCACACGCUGCUCCUCUUGCCCUGCCAAAUGAAGUACAACAAGAUGCGGAGCGCGACGCGGACCACGUUCCGGCUAUCGACGGACAAAUCGAAUGGCCAGGAGAAGAGUGGGAUCUCGCCGAGUCAGCCAAUCAAAAAGUACACUCUGUUGGGCCCACAGCGCCGUAUGACGACGACGGUGGCCGCCUGGCCCGACGAGAACUCGAACGGAACGGCGAUGGGACUGCGGCGCGCCAGUCAGCCGCAUUUCCUGAACGCGCCGCCCGUGAAGGCGCCAUUGCUCAAUGGGAAGGAUGGAAGCAGGUCCAGGACGCCGCCGCCGGCACUGGGAACGCUGGCGGCGCCGGUGGUGCAAUAUACUAUGAUCAACAACAAUUUCGGACCGGUCUCACAAUGUUAG